UCCUUACCUAUAUUUCUCCCUUUCUCAGUCCCCCUCUUUUCUUAGUGAGAAGCAGUCACCUUGUGAUGUGUGCUCACUCCGCCUCUUCCCAGCUGAUGCUCGCGCCCUGUCAAUUUAUUUUCUGAGAUGAAGAGUUGAGGAAGGGGGAAAAGAAAGCAAGAGGGUCUGCGGGGGUAGCGCAGUUAAAACAUCCAUGGGUGGUUGUGUGGGCAGUCACCAUGAUUCUUCAGGCAGUCUAAACGAAAACUCUGACGGAACUGGAGUGGCUCUUGGGCGUAACCAGGCCUUGAAGAGAGAGAAGCCCAAAUGGAAGAGUGACUAUCCAAUGACGGACGGCCAGCUGCGCAGUAAGCGGGAUGAGUUCUGGGACACUGCGCCUGCCUUCGAGGGCCGCAAGGAGAUCUGGGACGCACUCAGGGCCGCCGCCCAGGCCUUCGAGAGCAACGACCAUGAACUGGCCCAGGCCAUCAUCGACGGGGCCAGCAUAACGUUGCCACACGGCGCGCUGACUGAGUGCUAUGACGAGCUGGGGAACCGCUACCAGCUGCCGGUCUACUGCCUGUCGCCACCUGUCAACAUGAUCGAGGAGAAGAGUGACCUGGAGAGUCUGGAGGCCAGCGAGCCGCCGCCCAGCGAGGGCCAGGAGUGCCAGCUGCGCCUGCGCUUGUCUACGGGCCGGGACCUGCGCCUGGCGGUGAGGACCACGGACACGGUGCAGCACAUGAAGCGCCGGCUGCAGACGGUGGAGGGCGUGGCGGCGGCCACCCAGCGCUGGUUCUUCUCGGGCCGGCCACUCACGGACAAGAUGAAGCUGGAGGAGUUGAAGAUCUCCAGGGACUACGUGGUGCAGGUGAUCGUCAGCCAGCCGCCCGCCCCCCUGCCCACCCAGGCACCGCCCACCCCCACGCCAGACACGCCCGCCACGCUACCCCAGGACCCCACACCCGUGGAAAACUAGUGCCUGGCACCCAGAGAGGGCAUGCAUGUAGGAGGAGAGAGGACCACAUUGGCAGGACCAGCUUGUGUCUAAGAGAGCGAGCAAGAGAGGGGUGGAAGUGUGUGUCUGUGUUGAGGGAGAUGUGUGUGUGUGUGUGUGUGUGUGUGUGUGUGUGUGUGUGUGUGUGUGUGUGUGUGUGUGUGUGUGUGUGUGUGUGUGUGUGUGUGUGUGUGUGUGUGUGUGUGUGUGUGUGUGUGUGUGUGUGUGUGCGUGUGUGAAGGAGCUAAGCAGGUAGAAGAUUAAACACGUGUCUGCAAAGGGGCUGAAACAGGACUAGAGAACCAAGUCAAGCUGAGUGGUCAUUGAAAGGGUUUAUAUACAGUUGAGUGUUUGUUAAGCUGUGUUACCUCCCUCUCUCUUCUCCCUCCUCGACGGGACGGCGAGGUUAUUCUGCAAGGCAUGCUAGGAUAGCAGCAGGGGUGUGUCUGUGUCUCAGCCGGAACAGGAAGAUUCCGCCUCCUCGACUGAAGACAACCAACCAGGAGGAGGAAGAGACUCAACCACAAGACAGGACCACCUGCCAACCUGACUUUUAACAAAUCAACCUUUUACAAAAACUAUUUUUAAAAACUUGUCUUGCUUUUAGUGGAAACUGAACAACCAAAAAAAUAAAGAUCUGGGGAAACUAUAAGGAACGGGGAAGAAUAUACAGUAACAACUUUUUCAUUUUGCAUUGUUUUUACUCUUGUUUUGAUUUCACUGCUGUUGCAUUUUAGUCCUUGUCUUUGUCAAGGGUGAUUCUGUAUUGAUUUGGAGGACUGGGUCAAUGUUCCAGAACCUCUUACCUGCCUGCCUGCUCUCCAUCUCCUCUGUAGCUUCUAGUCAGUCAGCUGUCUGUCCUUCUAUUGCUCUCUUUGUUAUGCAUCCUACCUGUAACAGUCUUGACCUGUAGCUUCCUUCUGCAGACAUUACAUGUAGCUCUGCCAGUCAACUCUUAAGUAGAGGAAUCACAUGCUCUGGACUAUACCUUUUUUAACUCCCGUCUUGGUUUGUGAAGUUAGUAGGCCGUCACUGCGUCAGAUUAGUUCCCUUCUCAUUCUCCAGUAAACAUCUCAAUCGUGUAAACUUGACACUCUCGCUCUACAGUUGUCUGUAUGCACCUGGUAUUUGCUUGAGAUGGAAAUACAGUAGGUUUCCAGUUAUUACAGGUGCAGAACUUUAAAAAAGGAAAACGUACAAACUGAAUGUGCUGGGAUGAGGUGUCAUCGCAAAGUGUUACUAGCACUGUGUUUAGAAAUUCUGCUUCACUCUACUUUAAGAUACGUAUCAGCGCAGUGUGUAUUCAAUUUGUGUGUGUGUGUGUGUGUGUGUGUGUGUGUGUGUGUGUGUGUGUGUGUGUGUGUGUGUGUGUGUGUGUGUGUGUGUGUGUGUGUGUGUGUGUGUGUGUGUGUGUGUGUGUGUGAUAGAGAGAACGAGGGAGAGAGUAAAUGCAUGUUUGAGAGGUUGUCAAGAGAAAGUGUUGGAUGUACAGCUAUGUUCAUGUGUACAAUAUCUUCUGGUGACAAGAGCCAGACCUCAGAACAUAACAAGAAGAGGUUACGACCUUAGCAGGCCUCUAGGGGUUGUACUGUGGAGUGUGGACAUAAGUCACACCAGAGGUCUUGUCCUGUACUCCUGUAGCUGUUAAGACUUGGGUAACAUUUUUCUGCUUCUCUCGUGUGUGUGUGUGUGUGUGUGUGUGUGUGUGUGUGUGUGUGUGUGUGUGUGUGUGUGUGUGUGUGUGUGUGUGUGUGUGUGUGUGUGUGUGUGUGUGUGUGUGUGUGUGUGUGUGUGUGUGUGUGUGUGUGUGUGUGUGUGUUAAGGCACAUUAAGACUUAUUCACGAAAAAUGCAUUUCAGAAACCUAGUGGCAUAUUUCGAAAUAGAAUGUUUUUAAUUAAAUUGACCAACAUUUGUACUCCACAAUCUCUCUCUCAUUUCAUUGGACCAGUUGUUGGGAAUAGAAGAGCCUCUGGGGGUUUCAGUUAGAAAGCAGAACAAAAUGGAAUAGAAUGUUUGAAGAACAGAACCAGCCUAUUUGGAAUAUGACCUAUCCUGUAUAGAAGACUAGCUGUGGGUUCUAUUUCACACAGGUGUGAAGAAUAGGGUUACAAAGGAAGGGUAUAUUACUGGAAACCGUCUGAGUUUAUCAGUAAACUACCAGAAUUCUGGUAUCUUUCAAGGAUUUGAUGUAAUCUAUCACAAGACAUCUAGUGGCCCAUUCGGGUAAUUCAGAUUAUCACGUGUCCGUAAUAAUCCUGGCCCCUCAGUGGGGCCUUUAUCACCCAAAAAAUAUAUGACAUAAUAACAUGAUUUUAAAAUAGAAAAUAGAAUGACAAAGCUGUAAAAUGUAGGUACCUCCCCAAUUUCUCCCAUUUCGUGCCUAAUGACCACGACCCUGAUUAGAGGUUCAGAGUUUGAGUACACUGACGUUUUGUUGUGGGUUUAGAGGAUGUUGACCUAGGUCUGCAGCUGUGGAGGACAAGUCCUCCACUUCCUCUGUGAGAUUCCACCUAUUGGAAAGACAAUGAAAAACAGGGAAGCAGCUUUGUGAUCGUGGUUGCAUAUUUCCUUUAAUCUGCUGACAGAGAGUAAAUCACUUUAUUUUAUCACAGUGGAGAGAGAGAGAUGGGACCUUAUGUUCAUGUUAGGAAGACUAGAUAUUCUGUGUAUAUACUCAUUUGCCUGGCCACCCAUGGCACACAAACCACCAUCCACUCUCCUGUCCAUGAGGCAGCCCAUGGACCUAAUUCUUUCUUUUUUUAAGUCAUCAGUAAUUUCCUGCUGGAGGAAAGUCUGCUGUCAGCCAUCAAUUAUGAGUUGUUUACCUUGUGGACCUUUGCCCUUGUAAUAUUUUCAUACUUUUACUACAAAUGAUUUGUCAGAUAAACAGCAUGGGGAAUUUUCCCUGCCCAUGUGAAAGCCUGGUAUGAUGUAUUAGGGGAGGGAAACCCAGAGCUGAUGUAGGAAGUUUGUAGGAACAUCAAAGAUUUGUCUUUGUUCUUCACGUUAUACAGCUACCUACUUAUAUUCAGGGGUGGGGGGCUCACAAUAAUGCAUUUUUCAAUUUCUCAGUAGACCCAAAACAGCAAGUGCCAUGACACAUUCACCCUAUGAUAUGAUACAAUCCUCUGCGACAACUAAUGUCCCUGAAUCCAACUAUAGGAAGUCAAACAAUGUAAUCCGCUAUUAGGAAUUCAUAAAAUGUGACAUUAAUUGUGGUGUAUGACAUUGAGAAAGGCCCUCUGACAGCUACAGCGCCACCUAAGAGGAAGUCAUUGGGAAAGACUAUAAUGCUUUCAGCUCGCCUCUCUCCCUUGCAAUUAGUCUGAUGGUUGUAAUCCAUUCCUCUGUAAACGGAUGCCAUAUCUAAUCAACAUUCCAACGCUGGGCUAAUUAGUAGGCCAUCUUAUCUGAGGGAAGGAUGCUACUGCUGCUAAUGAACUCUACCAUGCAUCCCAAUGGUACUAACAUACGAAGCCAACAUGGCCGAGUCGAAGGAGCACACAGAUUGAGAUUCUGGUCGCCCUCGUUUCAUAAGGCAAUCACAGUUUAAUUUACCAUAAAAACAUACAUUCUGAUGAGGUUAAUUAGCCUCUGAAUUGGUUUGCACAGUGUCCAUGGAUAAGCUAUUCAAAAACAAAUUACACAAUGAUAUGAAGUGUAUAAAUGAAGAAAACCUUUAAUUAGUUUAUUUGAGAUAAACUCAGCAAAAACAGAACAGUCCCUUUUUCAGGACCCUGUCUUUCAAAGAUAAUUCGUAAAAAUCCAAAUAACUUCACAGAUCUUCAUUGUAAAGGGUUUAAACACUGUUUCCCAUGCUUGUUCAAUGAACCAUAAACAAUUAUUGAACAUGCACCUGUGGAACGGUUGUUAAUAAGACACUAACAGCUUACAGACGGUAGGCAAUUAAGGUCACAGUUAUGAAAACUUAGGACACUAAAGAGGCCUUUCUACUGACUCUGAAAAACACCAAAAGAAAGAUGCCCAGGGUCCCUGCUCAUCUGCGUGAACGUGCCUUAGGCAUGCUGCAAGGAGGCAUGAGGACUGUAGAUGUGGCCAGAGCAAUAAAUUGCAAUGUCCAUACUGUGAGACGCCUAAGACAGCGCUACAGGGAGACAGGACGGACAGCUAAUCAUCCUCGCAGUGGCAGACCACGUGUAACACCUGCACAGGAUCGGUACAUUCGAACAUCACACCUGCGGACAGGUACAAGAUGGCAACAACAACUGCCCCAGUUACACCAGGAAAGCACAAUCCCUCCAUCAGUGCUCAGACUGUCCGCAAUAGGCUGAACUGAGGGCUUGUAGGCCUGUUGUAAAGGCAGGUGGUCACCAGACAUCACCGGCAACAAUGUCGCCUAUGGGCACAAACCCAUCGUCGCUGGACCAGACAGGACUGGCAAAAAGUGCUCUUCACUGACAAGUCGCGGUUUUGUCUCACCAGGGGUGAUGAUCGGAUUCGCGUUUAUCAUCGAAGGAAUGAGCGUUACACCGAGGCCUGUACUCUGGAGCGGGAUCGAUUUGGAGGUGGGGGGUCCGUCAUGGUCUGGGGCAGUGUGUCACAGCAUCAUCGGACUGAGCUUGUUGUCAUUGCAGGCAAUCUCAAUGCUGUGUGUUACAAGGAAGACAUCCUCCUACCUCAUUUGGUACCCUUCCUGCAGGCUCAUCCUGACAUGACCCUCCAGCAUGACAAUGCCACCAGCUAUACUGCUUGUUCUGUGCAUGAUUUCCUGCAAGACAAGAAUGUCAGUGUUCUGCCACGGCCAGCGAAGAGCAUGGAUCUCAAACCCAUUGAGCACGUCUGGGACCUGUUGGAUCGAAGGGUGAGAGCUAGGGCCAUUCCCCCCAGAAAUGUCCGGGAACUUGCAGGUGCCUUGGUGGAAGAGUGGGGUAACAUCUCACAGCAAGAAUUGUCAAAUCUGGUGCUGUCCAUAAGGAGAAUAUGCACUGCAGUACUUAAUGCAGCUGGUGGCCACUCCAGAUACUGACUGUUACUUUUAAUUUUGACCCCCCCCCCCCUCCUUUGUUCAGGGACACAUUAUUCCAUUUCUGUUGUUCAGUUUAUGUGUCAGUUGUUGAAUCUUGUUAUGUUCAUACAAAUAUUUACACAUGUUAAGUUUGCUGAAAAUAAAUGCAGUUGACAGUGA
Messenger RNA from Salvelinus fontinalis (brook trout), 6124 nucleotides. RefSeq names its product ubiquitin domain-containing protein 2. NCBI's taxonomy places the organism in Eukaryota, Metazoa, Chordata, Actinopteri, Salmoniformes, Salmonidae. Bases 194 to 958 code for a protein of 254 amino acids. The record is from RefSeq and is a predicted model, not a curated record. The transcript is spliced from 3 exons. Gene Ontology annotation, molecular function: protein binding.